GUUGAGCCGAACCAUCACAAGACAUGGCCGUUUAACGGUUUAAUGGCAGACCGGGUAUUAGAUUGUUUCUAGUUUGAGGAAUAAAUUAGAUACCAAUUUCCUGGGGUAUGUAAAACUUUACUAAGAGAAUCUCACUCCUGAAUGAUCUGAAUGAUAGCUUAUAUGAGUGAAGAGUAUUAAAAACUCUAACUCUAGGAUAUUCCUAGGCCUACAGAAAGAAGAGGCAGUAGGAAGACACAGUAACUGGGAAUAUCAAAAUGCGGCCAAUACUGCGACAAGCUGCCGCAGUGCCGUUCGGUUCUAGAUCAUGGCAUGGGCUAUCAAGAGCAGGCAAAGUAAAUGCUCGACUACUGCAAUCUGACAUUACGGCCACCCCUCGGCCAGCAACGCGGAAGCCUGUUCAGUUAUCGAGAAUAUACAAUGCUUGUCUCCAGAUGCGAAGGUACAGCAGUAGCGUUGCUACAACUACCGCUACACCACUAGUGGAAGAAGUCAGGAGCAAGGCAAAGCGCUCAGGUCCGCUACAUAUCUUAUUCUGCGGCUCCGACGAAUUCAGCUGCGCUGCGCUCGAAGCGCUGGACAAGGAACGCAGACGCAACCCGGAACUCAUCCAGAGCAUCACCGUCGUAGCCCGGCCGACUAAGAUGACGGGGAGAGGAAACCAGAAACCAAAGUCUCCACCGAUUGUAGCCUUGGUUACGAAGCUAGAACUCCCAAUCCACAGGCUAGAUACUUUUACAGGAUGGGAUAUGCCCCGAAAAACCAACCUCAUAAUCGCCGUAUCCUUCGGGCUCUUCGUCCCCCCGCGCCUCCUCCGCCAAGCCGAGUACGGCGGACUUAACCUGCACCCGUCUUUCCUCCCGGACCUCCGCGGCCCGGCCCCCAUCCAGCACGCCCUGCUCGCCGGCCGCACCCAGACCGGCGUCAGCCUGCAGACCCUCGACGAGAAGGCCUUCGACCACGGCCUGGUCCUCGCGCGCACGGCUCCCGUGCCCAUCCCCCCGCACGCCACCUCCUCGGACCUCCUCGCCACCCUCACCCCCCUGGCCGCGGCCCUGCUCGUCCGCGGCCUCCGGGACGGCGUGCACGUGCCGCCGCGCGAGGAGACGGCCGAGCACGCCGACGCGCUGCGGAUCAGCCUGGGCGAAGGGCCCGACGGGGCGCCGAACCGGAUCGCGCACGCGCCCAAGAUCACGGCGCGGGACCGGCAGGUGCGCAUGGCGAACGUCGCGCAGCUGAGCCGGCGGCAGCGGGUGCUGGGGCGGCAGUGGUUCUGGGUGCGCAACAACGAGGGGGCGCGCAAGCGCGUGAUCAUCGAGGAGGUGGCGGGCGAGGACAUGGGGCUCGUGGGGGUGAAGAUCCCGGUGACGCUGACGCUGCGCACGGGGGCGCCGUCGGCGUCGGGGUUGAGCCUCGACAGGAAGUCGUGGAUGAUAGUGCGCCGCACCUCGGAGACGUUCAUGAUGAAGAGCGCUGUGGGGAUGUGCGUGCCGCGGCUGGUGCGUCUCGAGGAGGGAGACGAGGAGGGUAGUGGUGCUAGUAGUGGUGGUGAUGAUGAUAAUAGCAGUAGUAGAAUCAUCCUCGGUAAGAACGCGGACGGCACCGAGGAAACGUUCCUCGUGGUAUGGGUUUCCGACGAGGUCAAGAACGUGGUUUACAUAGGAGCCCACCGCAUCGAGAAGAUGAAGGUUGAGGGCGAGUUCACGAAGGCGGCGCGGCGGGCAUUACUGGGUUCCAUCAUUAGGUUGGAGGAUGUUAAAAUCGAAGAAUAAUUGUCGAAGAGGUCUUAGAGGAAAAAGGCGUUUCGGUUGAUCAAAUAUUGGAUAUACCUAGGUAGGAAAAGGAUUCCUGUCCGAGUUGAUCCGAGCAGUUUAACCAGAGCGCAGGAUUGGCGAACAUGGCAUGGCUCGGACGGGUUCGGGUAGUUCGUAUCAUCCUAAUACUAUAUAUGCCCGUUUUGCAUCUUAAAACUCUUGUUUUAGUAGAAAAAAACAAGCGGACGAAGGUAGUUACAAAUGCAACUCAUAGUCGAAAUAAUUGACGGUUAGCUAGCAUAAACCUGUACAUUGUCAAAAUAGUCAUACAACAAGACAGACGCUAAGUAAUGAGAGAUGAUUGAACAGAGAUUUGAUAGUACAUAGGCAUUUAGUCUAGUUCCUUGCAAGACUGAUAGCGACAUAUGAUGUUAAUAAUAAUAAUACAUUAGUGAUAGGUUUUGUUCCAUCAAAUAGCCGUCAUAACAAAAUUGCGCCGCCCACCGAAUCUUGUCCCAAUACAUAAGGUAGGUACCUAGGUAGGUAGCGAACACGAAAGGAC
Daldinia caldariorum is the source of this 2316-nucleotide messenger RNA. RefSeq names its product Formyltransferase. The coding region runs from base 258 to 1772 and encodes 504 amino acids. NCBI's taxonomy places the organism in Eukaryota, Fungi, Ascomycota, Sordariomycetes, Xylariales, Hypoxylaceae. Gene Ontology annotation, cellular component: mitochondrion. Gene Ontology annotation, biological process: conversion of methionyl-tRNA to N-formyl-methionyl-tRNA; biosynthetic process. Gene Ontology annotation, molecular function: methionyl-tRNA formyltransferase activity. The record is from RefSeq and is a predicted model, not a curated record. The transcript is spliced from 4 exons.